AUGGCUGCGGAUGGCCGGCAGAAGUCCUUGGACUUCCUGGCCAGAUCCUUCAGCGACGCCGUGGGGCGCGGUGAUGCCGGACCUUCGGGGCCUUUGGAGGAGGCUUGGGCCGAGGUGGUUGCUGGAGGACUGGCACGGCGCUUGGAGGCACCAAAAUGGGUGGAAGCGGCGGCCUGGCGCUGGGCGUCGUCCGGUCACGACGUCGGGCGGCCCUACCGGCAGAAAAUCCGACGCUUGGGCUGUGGUACUUUGAAACGCCCGGAGAGCGAGCAACUCUUGCAGAAGGCUUUGCGCUUCGAGGUCUCAGCCUCGGAGUUGGUGGCACGUCCAGAGGAGGACUUCCUGGACGAUGCCCAGCGCGAACUCCGCGAGAAGCACCGGGCGGAGGGUUUGGCCUCCGUGCCCUGGCGGGCCCUGGCGGGCCGAAGGGACCGAGCUCAGCAGAAUCGAACUGCUCGUCCGCUGCGGCCGCUGCGGUGCGGAAGAGCCGCUGUUUGCCCAGGCGCCAGAGUGUCAAUUCCACCGGUGGCCGAGUUCCGGCAGGCGCAGCAUAUCAUUUUUGAUACAGCGGACGUGAGUUCAAAUGAGUCCGAAGACGACGACGUGCUCGAGGACCAGACAGUCCCAUCGGUGGGGUCGCUAGACCACGGCGGAGCCGCAGGUUGCCGACCUUGUGCCUUCUUUAUGUCGUCCACUGGAUGUCGGAACGGAGUUGACUGCAACUUUUGCCACUUGGAUCACUCGCCCUCGGAGCGUCAGCUGCCGAAGCCUUCCAGUCGGCCCGCCAAAGGCAAGCGUGACAAGGACAAACGGCGGAUAGCUGAAAUCAACUUGAAAUAUGCUAAUGACGAGCCCAGACGGUUGGCGGAGCUGCGGCGCUUCGCAGAGUCCCAAGCCUACGCCGCGCGGCUUUUGGGCUUUGAGGGCGGCAAAGGCAAAGGUGGCCGGGGGUCACAGGCACGUGGUCGUGGCGACCCACGAGAAGCUGGAUACAUACCAGAGCCAGACGUCUCGCGCGUGGUGGGAAAGGCAGCUUCUUCAGCCUACCGCCGCGGUUGA
This is a messenger RNA of Durusdinium trenchii, 1059 nucleotides long. The record is from the annotation of a GenBank genome assembly. Lineage: Eukaryota; Dinophyceae; Suessiales; Symbiodiniaceae.